Cygnus olor (mute swan) is the source of this 2787-nucleotide messenger RNA. It is a transcript of the gene MATK, whose product is annotated as megakaryocyte-associated tyrosine kinase. Gene Ontology annotation, molecular function: protein tyrosine kinase activity; protein binding; ATP binding. NCBI's taxonomy places the organism in Eukaryota, Metazoa, Chordata, Aves, Anseriformes, Anatidae. Gene Ontology annotation, biological process: protein phosphorylation. The coding region runs from base 929 to 2284 and encodes 451 amino acids. The transcript has 12 exons. The record is from RefSeq and is a predicted model, not a curated record.
GAGACAGGAUUAGGCUCCAGGCUCCCUGGUCCCACCACGUCCACUCCUGAGUCUCCCCAGCGAGCUGCUGGCACCAUGAGCACCUGCAGCUUGGGUUGAUGCACUGGUGGCGGCUUCCAGCGGUAGCAGCAGGUCUCUCAUUUGCAUAGUGGAACAUUAAUUUUAUGUGAGAGCUACACAAUGCUGCAGGGUAUAAGUUCUGAUGAUCAUUUCUAGCAAGGGUGUGGAUUUGUGCCGUCAAAGGGUAAAAGUUGUUUCAAGCAUUGUCAAAUAAUGAGUCAGCUCUGAUUAAUGUUUGACUGUGGAGGCGGCAGGCACUAGGACCUCCAGGACGUUACAUCUGCAGCCCUAACCAGAAGAGAAAUCAGGAAAUAACGCAGUGUCUGUUUCUGGGACUAUGCCCUUGAAAAUAAAGCUUUGCUGCUCCAUGUGAAAGGGAGUUUAUUCUUCAGGAAUUUGGGAAUUUGAGUCCAGACUUAGCUGCGAGCAGCUCCAAGGCAUCGCUGCCACCAAGGCCCUGCAUGGACGUGGCUGGGAGGUGACAUCGGGAGAGGACGGGGAGUCCCUGAUGCACUGACGGCCGAGCAUGUCUGGGGUGAGCGGGGCUGCCAGCUGCAGGGGCUGGCUCCUGACCGCGGGGGCCUUUGGGCACGGCCCGAUGCCUCCACUUCCCCCAGGGGCAUCAGCAGCACCGUCCCCUCCUGCACUGGCAUAGGGGUGCCAACAUCAGGGUGUCCCAUCCCACCAGGACCACAGCGGGGUGCAGGGGGGGUCCGUGCCCCGUGUCCCUUGUCCCUGGUACCAUGUCCUAUUUCAACGGUGCAGUCGUUCUGGCCAGGGACCGGGGGGUCCACAGGGCUGGCCCUGAUGUCCGUGGGAGGUGGAGGGGGACGGGCCUAGCCUAGCCCUGCCCUCGCUGCCCUUGCUGAUGCUGCUUCCUCCCCUGCAGAAACACUGGCCCCCAGGGACGCAGUGCGUCACCAAGCAUGACCAUAACAAGCCCAAGGCCGGUGAGCUGGCCUUCCACAAGGGAGAUGUGGUCACCAUCAUCGAGGCCGUGGAGGGCAAGGGCUGGUACCGCGCCAGGCACAACGAGAGCGGGCAGGAGGGGCUGCUGGCGGGCAGCGUGCUGCGGGAGCGCGGCGCCAUCCGCGCUGACCCCAAGCUCAGCCUUAUGCCCUGGUUCCACGGGAAGAUCUCAGGGGUGGAGGCAGUGCAGGAGCUGCAGCCUGCCGAGGACGGGCUCUUCCUGGUGCGCGAGUCCGUCCGGCACCCCGGCGACUAUGUGCUGUGCGUGAGCUUUGGCAAGGAGGUGAUCCACUACCGCGUGGUGCACGAGGAGAACAUGCUGAGUAUCGACAGCCAGCACCGCUUCUACAAUCUCAUCGACAUGAUCGAGCACUACACGAAGGAGCAGGGAGCCAUCUGCACCAAGCUGGUGAAGCCCAAACCAAAGACCGGGAUGAAGUCAGCCGAGGAGGAGUUGGCCAAAGCCGGCUGGUUGCUGAAACUGCAGCACCUCACGCUGGGAGACCGCAUCGGGCAAGGCGAGUUCGGAGAUGUCCUGCAGGGUGAGUACAUGGGGCAGAAGGUGGCUGUGAAGAACAUCAAGUGUGAUGUGACUGCCCAGGCCUUCCUCGAUGAAACUGCUGCCAUGACGAAGGUCCGGCACAAAAACCUGGUGCGUUUGCUUGGCGUCAUCCUGCACAACGGCCUCUACAUCGUCAUGGAGUUCAUGAGCAAGGGCAACCUGGUGAACUUCUUGCGCACGCGGGGCCGCGCGCAAGUCCCUACCCAGCAGCUCCUCCAGUUCGUUCUGGAUGUGGCCCAAGGCAUGGACUACCUGGAGUCCAAGAAGCUGGUGCACAGGGACCUGGCUGCCCGCAACAUCCUCAUCUCCGAGGAGCAUGUGGCCAAAGUGAGUGAUUUCGGCUUAGCCCGGGUCAAUCCCAAGGGCGCGGACACCACGGUGCUGCCCGUGAAGUGGACGGCUCCCGAGGCCCUGAAGCACAAUAAAUUCUCUUCCAAGUCGGACGUGUGGAGCUACGGGAUCCUCCUGUGGGAAGUGUUCUCCUUCGGCCGAGCACCCUACCCCAAGCUGAGCCUGAAGGAGGUGACAGAGCUGCUGGAGGAGGGGUACCGCAUGGACCCCCCUGAGGGCUGCCCACCUGCCAUCUACGCACUGAUGAAGAGCUGCUGGGAGAUGGAGCCGGGCAAGCGGCCAUCCUUCAAGAAACUCACAGAGAAGCUACAGAAGGAGCUGAAGCACCUAAGGGACGUUUAACCUGCGUCCUGAUCCCAGAACCCAUGGCUGGAAGCCCCCCAGACCCACCGGGAUAGGGAGCAGCAUGGAAAUGAGUGGCCAGGCAACCUGCGUGCUGCUUUCUCCCAGAGCAGAUGGGGCAAUGGUUUGGCAGUGUGCCCUCCUCCUCUGGGGUGGCCGAAGAGGAUGCAACAACCUUCCACCAUCCCUGUACGGGUCUGUCACCCAGCCACACUUGGGGCCACCUGGAGCGGCGGCAGGGACCCCGACCCACCAGGCUGCAGAGAGCAGCCCCGCAGGGGUGCUGUGCCCAUGGCCCCCUGUGGGGUCCCUUUGACCCGCCCCCCCCCCCCCCCCAGGUGACAGGUGACAGGGGACAGGACAGGACAUCCCAGCCUGCUGGAAAAUGAAACCCCAACCCUGGCAGAGCCCUGCGCUGGCACAAAAUGGAGGCCCAAACACAGCCAGCUCAACUGCCUUAAUUAUUAUUAUUUUUUGAUUAAACCAAAGAAAUUAGUUCAACA